GUUGAUUUUGAAUCUGAGUCACCCAGGAGAAGAGAAAAGCAAGAUGAGAUUGUUAACAUGCACAAUUCUUUGAGGAGAUCAGUGAGUCCAACAGCUAGCAACAUGCUAAGAAUGGAAUGGUAUCCUGAAGCUGCUUCGAAUGCAGAACGUUGGGCGUAUCAGUGUAUUUAUGAUCACAGUUCAGACGAUUCAAGAAUUCUUGAUGGAAUACAAUGUGGUGAAAAUAUAUUCAAGUCAAGUAAUGCCAGGACAUGGGCUGAAAUGAUUCAGAAUUGGUAUGAUGAAUACAAAAACUUCGUAUAUGGCGUUGGAGCAAAUCCAGCAGGUUCUGUUGUUGGUCAUUAUACUCAGAUAGUUUGGUACAAAAGUUACCGUAUUGGUUGUGCUGCUGCCUAUUGUCCUUCAUAUCCCUACAGCUACUUCUAUGUUUGUCAGUACUGCCCAGCAGGGAACAUGGAAGGUUUAACUGCUACUCCAUAUAAAUCAGGGCCAUCUUGUGCAGACUGUCCUUCGGCUUGUGACAACGGACUGUGCACAAAUCCUUGCUUACGACAGGAUAAGUACACCAACUGCAAUAGUUUAAAGGAAGAACAUACCUGCCAGCAUGAUUUCGUCAGGACAAACUGCCCUGCUACUUGCUUCUGCCAAAAUGAAAUAAUAUAGUGGGCCUCCUAUUCAAUGUUUGUUAUUUUUGCCAGAAAAAAUCUUUAAAUCAUAGCAUCUUUUAGUAAUUGCGUGACAUUUGAUUUCAUAUAUUUUGCAUGAGUGUCCUAUGAAUGUCUAAGGGAAACGUAAGGGGUAGAGGCUAGGGAUGAAAACCGUAAGUUCAAAUAAGAAAAAUCACAGGCCUGGAUGACAUCAAAAACGGGGCACACUGUAAGCUUGAUUAUAAGAAGAUACUGAAGGCCUGAAAAUAAGAUCACCAAAAUUCUUUGCACUCCAACUGUAUUUAAGAAUUU
Thamnophis sirtalis is the source of this 959-nucleotide messenger RNA. The record is from RefSeq and is a predicted model, not a curated record. NCBI's taxonomy places the organism in Eukaryota, Metazoa, Chordata, Lepidosauria, Squamata, Natricidae.